Racocetra fulgida is the source of this 717-nucleotide messenger RNA. The record is from the annotation of a GenBank genome assembly. NCBI's taxonomy places the organism in Eukaryota, Fungi, Glomeromycota, Glomeromycetes, Diversisporales, Gigasporaceae.
AUGGCUUCUGAAAAUUCUAUAAGCAAUGUUUCUUCUCGAGAAAAAUCUAUAAUUUUAAAUGUUGGUGGUAUAAAGUACGAAACAUAUAGAUCAACGUUAAUCUCUUAUCCUGACACAUUGCUCGGCACAAUGUUUGCUAAUCGAAAUGUCGAACUACUUAAUCCGAUCAACGAGAAAGAAUAUUUUAUUGACCGCGAUGGAAAUUUAUUUCGUUAUAUAAUUCAAUAUUAUCGUACCGGAAAAUUAUAUUGGCCACUCAACAAUAAUAGUUCACAAUAUUUUCUUGAAUCAGAGCCACAAAUAACCACACCAAUAUCUAUUCAAGAACUAGAAGAUGAAUUAGAUUUUUAUCAAAUUCCUUUUAAAACCCAAGAACCUCCGUUAAAUAUAAUAGCAGAAAGAUUAGAUGAAUUUGUGACAGCAUUAAUGAAAGUUGUUAGAGAAGUUACGGCAACAUACGAAACUGAACCAUAUGUUAAAGAAUCAGCUAUAAUAGAAACCAUUGAUAAAAUUAUUAAACCUUUUGGAUCUGUUGGGUACAAAUUUUUGCAUAAAUACGGAAUGAAUAUUGGUCGACAUUUAACGAAAAGGAUUAGUAAUUUAUCUUGGCAAUCUGGAUAUUCACAAAAUCGUGAACAACUCAAAAUUUAUAUGUCUAUAACUAUUGCUUUAGAAGAUAAAGAUAUUCUUGAAGCUUCCUGUUUAUAUGUAGAUUAA